Molecule: messenger RNA, 630 nt
Organism: Penaeus monodon (black tiger shrimp)
Lineage: Eukaryota; Metazoa; Arthropoda; Malacostraca; Decapoda; Penaeidae
Exons: 3
Coding region: 1-630 (209 amino acids)
Source: RefSeq, a predicted model, not a curated record
AUGCUAUCUCCUCUAAAAACGCUUAAGAAUGACAAAACAAUAUUGAUUACCAAACCAGAUAAAGGUCGGGGUGUUGUCAUCUUAAGUAGUUGUGACUACAAACAAAAGAUCUUGUACAUUCUCAGUGACCACACGAAAUUCAAAAGAAUUAUCACUGAGGUAUCAACUCAUCUAUUAUACCUCGAAGACAAAUUAAAACGACUACUCCGGAUCAUUAAAACCUCCGUUAAUGAAAGCACUUAUAAUUUUCUUAUGAAUUCCGGCUCCAGACCUGGUCUUCUCUAUGGACUCCCCAAAGUUCAUAAACCUAACAUUCCCCUAAGGCCCAUUAUUUCUUCGAUUGGCAAUUUUAACUAUAACACUGCAAAAUUCCUGGUUCCUAUCAUAUCCCCUCUAACUAUCAAUCAGUACACAAUUGAAAACUCUACUACCUUUGUAAAUGAAAUUACAUCCCUAACAUUCCAACAACCCAUUACCAUGAGAAAUGAAAGGAACCGCCUGGAAGAAGAGCUUCCACCUCCCACUAAGAUGAAGCAACAUUUGGGUGGCUGCUUCAGAGGGAUGAGCAAAAGGGUUCCAAGCAAUGAUGUCCACAAACAGGGGGCUGAUCCCCCCGGGCAAGGUUUUUAA